Cynoglossus semilaevis (tongue sole) is the source of this 5434-nucleotide messenger RNA. RefSeq names its product rho guanine nucleotide exchange factor 9. Lineage: Eukaryota; Metazoa; Chordata; Actinopteri; Pleuronectiformes; Cynoglossidae. Bases 927 to 4733 code for a protein of 1268 amino acids. The record is from RefSeq and is a predicted model, not a curated record. The transcript is spliced from 16 exons. Gene Ontology annotation, molecular function: protein binding; guanyl-nucleotide exchange factor activity.
CUAAAUCACAGUUGCUGGUUCGACGACGACCGAGGCUCCAGAUCUGAGGCGGCCGGCGAGCGGAGAGCUGCUCGGUGGCUGAGUAAGGGAAGCAUGGACACAUAGAGAUAUUUACAUACAGUCGGACAGACUUCCUGCCAUUGUCAGGCCGAGCGUGUUGAUGUCAGAUCCACUCCUUCCUGCACGAGAGGGAGAAUGCAGCGAGAUGACAAUGGGGCAGAAAACAGGACAAAGAGGAAACGUUUAAAUUUAGGCCCCUUCUCCCACCAUCUCCUCUUUCACGACUACAGAGCUCUGUCGCUGUUUAGGUUUGGUGAAUUCCUCCAGACCCCCCCUCCCCAACUAACCCCCCUACUCUCCAGCUCCCUCUGCCCAUUGUGUCAUUUCAAUAGAAGGAUUUUCACAUUCAACGCAGAUCCCAGAGGAGUAGCAGCGACUGGGACCAGAGUUCAGUCAAUCACUUGUUUUCUCCAAUCAUUCCGUAGAAGUUAUUGAUUGUUUUGGAAACAUAUGAACUUUAUAAGAGGACACAUUCUGGUAGAGGGACCGACCUUGUCGGAUCAACGACUGAGGAUCACUGAACUUCAGAGACGACAGAAGACGUUUACUUAACAUGACGUGAAGUCAAGUACAACUGAGGUUCAAGUGUGAUCCCGGACCUCCACGGAGAUUAGAGGCGAACACCGAGCACAUGUGAUCCCGCGAAGGAGUCCCCACUUCAGCCUCACCCAUGGAUGUGAGUUAGAAACCAAGUGUUGAAGCUAACUGGAGACUUUUCCUGUGACUCCACUCCACGGACGACGACGACGGCGGCGGCGGCGAUGCCCGCUUAACCCGGGAACCAUUUGUGGAGUUCAAGUUUGACUGAAAGCGGCUGUAGAAAGGAUGACUUCCGGAGCCGACAGCUGACACGGAGGAAUGAGAGGAUGGAACUGACAGAAAACCUGGCGCUUGAGAACAAAAACCCAAACGGGUUCGCCAACCGGAUGUUUAAUGUGUCUCUGGACGUGGAGAAUGAGAGCAGCAGUGUUUAUAUCCAGGAGCUUGGGCCAGGACAGGCGGACUGGCACGGAGGGACGCAGGCCGCCUGUCCUCAGGUAUCUGUCAAGGACAGGUCAGAGGUCAACCGGAGACCCCGUGCGUCAGGGGGCAUCUGGAAGAUCUUGAACAGAAGGAGAGCUGCUUCUGAGUUUGACCGGCGGCCCCACUCCAUGAUCCUGCCCGGGGAGGCGUCCAUCCCUAAACUGACUUUUGCCGACAGAGUCCGCUCCAUCAAGAAGCUCAAAUCGCCGUCGGUGUUCAAAGGCAGAGGAGAGAGGUUAUCAACGGCGAAGUUCAGCAGCUCCUUAGUAGAUGAGGAAUCUUUCUGCCACAACAUCGGCACUCCGCAGCAGCCCAGCAAAAGCACGCUCCGACACUGUGGCAAGAGGCACUCGUACGCCGGAUACUCGGCAGAGUUCGACUGCUCCUUCGAAGAUAUCGACCUCUCGGCCACCAUCGACGAGAGUCAACCUCCGGCCGUUGGAGAGGCCGUAACUCAGAACGGUUUUAAACCCUCAGAAAGAGUUUUGUAUGUUAAAAAAAAUCACAAUUAUUCAACUAACUGUAACAAAGCUGCGGCUGGCUCUGAAGAGCCCGGCGGUAAGUGUAGCUCACACACCCACCAGGUGAGAGGGAGGAGGCGCAAGGACGUCUGGAGUUACCUGAGGAGGAUCUCUCUCUUGGGAAAGACCAGUUCUGUUUACUCAGAGAGGAGCUUCGACUCGGAGCUCUACUCUCUGGACAAAACCAUCGACUCAGACUACGGCUCUGUGGACUUCGAGACGGUCAAGGACUUUCAGCCCCCGCCCCCUAAACAUUCUGAUGCCAAGGGACACUUUGGGGGUCUGUUCAAGUUUUUCAGCAGUGUAGCAGAGACGGCGAGGAAAUGGCGAACAACGUCACGUUCCUUCUCUCCCCCAGAAGGUGAUUCGUCUCCCACGAGCUCGCUGCGGGCCCCGGAGCGCACGGCGGAUAACAUUCACAGCGUGUCUCUGACACUUCACAGUGAAGUCCUUCAACUAUCCCCGGCUGCUCCAUCGUCUUCACUAAACUCUAAAUCUUCGACCUUCAGUAGCAUUGACAGUAAGGCCACGGUGCCGUCCACUGGUGCACAGUCACCUGAGACGGUCCUCAGAUCUCUAAGGUCUCGCCCUAAUUCUAACGCAGUCAACGGCCUCCAGAGUUCAGGAGACGUAGGUAAACAUUCAGACAGGCGGACGGAUUUCACGGCCGAUGAAAAUCAUGUCGGCCGUUCAGGUCCAGACACGGACAUCGACAGAGGAGCAGAGGUCGAAGGGAAUCCAGCACAGCGUGUCUGUCUGGAGGAGAAGGUAGAUGAACACACAGGAAAUGAGACAGAUUCCAAGGAUGCUCCACCUGACUCCAACCAGAUACAGGAAGUAAGUGUCCAAUCACAGCAGAGUGAUAAAGAGAAUGCAGCCAAUAGCGUGCCAGCGACCGAUUCCACCGAGGAAAUAUUUAAGCUGUGUGAGCAGAUUGCCAGCCAGACCGGCUGCAGCGUAAGACAGCCCGGCGCAGCCGUGGCCUACUCGAGCACAGAGAGGACCUCUGUUCACCACCGGCCCCACCGCCUCCGUCCUCGCCCGGCCUCGGCCGUCCUGGACCACUGGAGGCCCGGCACAGAUCAUGACGUCUACGGCCACUACAGCGAGGUGGGCUCUCUGUGCCGACGGAGGCACGGGCCCGCUCCCAUCAUGCAACAUUCUCUGGGGCAGAGAUGGACGGCUGCUCGCUCCAGGCCCUGCUCUGUCAUAGAGACCAGUGUUACUAGGGAGACGCAGUCCAUGGAGAUACACGGCAGAGCCUUGUCUCGCCCGCCGGGGGUGUCGCCGCUAGAGCCCCCGCUCAGGACGUCCCUGCAGCGGUGCAGCUCCCUGCCGCUGCCACCCAGCACUCUCACCGCCUUGGCGCUGCUCCUGCCAAAGUCAGAGAUGGGUCAGUCAUCGUCGUCGGUGCGUCUGAGGUCAGGGGGCGUUGGGAGCUGCAGAAGAAGACGGCUGCUGAGACCUGGGUCAGAACCGCUGCAGGUCAACAUUUUGAUAAGUGGGGGUUCAAUCGUCAAUGCCGAGGCAGUAUGGGACCACGUGACCAUGGCGGACCGGGAGUUGGCGUUUAAGGCCGGUGAUGUCAUCAAGGUGCUGGACGCCUCCAAUAAGGACUGGUGGUGGGGCCAGAUUGACGAGGAGGAAGGAUGGUUCCCGGCCAGCUUUGUACGGGUGGAACCCCACCCUCCUCAGCCCCAAACAAAACAGGUUUUCUAUAUCAACCCCAUAGCAACUCCACGGUUCCAAAACACCACGUCAAAGCUGUGGGUGAAUCAGGAGGAUGGGGGAGCAGAACCAGCUGAAGGAACCAGUGAGGUGCAGAACGGUCACUUGGACCCAACCAAUGACUGCCUGUGUCUGGGCUCGCCCCUCCAGAACCGGGACCAGAUGAGAGCCAACGUCAUCAAUGAGAUCAUGAGCACGGAGAGACACUACAUCAAACACCUCAAGGACAUCUGCGAGGGCUACCUGCGCCAGUGCAAGAAGCGCGUGGACAUGUUCAAUGACGAUCAGCUCAAGGUCAUCUUUGGGAACAUCGAGGACAUUUACCGCUUCCAGAUGGGCUUCGUCAGAGACCUGGAGAAGCAGUACAACACGGAGGAGCCGCACCUCUCUGAAAUAGGGCCGUGCUUUCUAGAACACCAAGACGGCUUCUGGAUCUACUCUGAAUACUGCAACAACCACUUGGACGCCUGCAUGGAGCUCAGUAAACUGAUGAGGGACGGCAGGUAUCAGCACUUCUUCGAGGCCUGUCGCCUCCUCCAACAGAUGAUUGACAUUGCCAUUGACGGCUUCUUGCUCACCCCGGUCCAGAAAAUCUGCAAGUACCCGCUUCAGUUGGCCGAGCUUCUCAAGUACACGGCGCAGGAACACAGUGACUAUCGAUACGUGGCGGCCGCCCUGGCGGUGAUGAGGAACGUCACCCAGCAGAUCAACGAGAGGAAGAGAAGGCUAGAGAACAUCGACAAGAUCGCCCAGUGGCAGGCGUCUGUUCUGGACUGGGAGGGAGACGACAUCUUGGACCGCAGCUCGGAGCUCAUCUACACCGGAGAGUUGUCGUGGAUAUAUCAGCCGUACGGUCGCAGCCAGCAGCGAGUCUUCUUCCUCUUCGAUCACCAACUGGUCCUCUGCAAGAAGGAUCUGAUACGACGCGACAUCCUGUACUACAAAGGCCGCAUCGACAUGGACCGAUACGAUGUACGGGACGCCAUAGACGGACGCGAUGACGACUUCAACGUCAGCGUGAAGAACGCUUUCAAACUGUGCAACAAAGACAGCGAGGAGAUUCACAUCUUCCUGGCCAAGAAGCCCGAGGAGAAGAUCCGCUGGCUCAGGGCCUUCCACGAGGAGAGAAAGAUGGUGCAGGAGGACGAGAAAAUCGGUUUCGAAAUCUCCGAGUACCAGAAGCGACAAGCGGCCAUGACAGUGAGAAAGGUGACCAAACAGAAAGGUGUAAACCGGUGUAUGCCCCCCUCGUAUCCACCCCCCCAGGACCCUCUCAGUGCGGGGCAGUAUGAGGUAACAGAGGACAUGGCACAAGGAGAAGUUUUUGAAUUCAGUCACCCCAAAAGAGGCCAGGCUCCGUUCUGGCAGAAUUUUAGUAAAUUAGCUCCAUUUAAGAAGUAGAGCCGCACAGACUCUACUGAAGGACCAGAUAUUUUUCUUAGAAGCACUAAACACUGGACGAUGAUGAUGAUGAUGAUGAUGAUGAUGAUGAUGAUGAUGAUUAUCUCCCAUGAUGAAGAAAACUAUCCACGCGCACUCACACACACACUUUCACAAAGAGACUCCAAAGUUAAGGACCACCGUUGAAGAAGGACUGAAGACUUGGAUUUAAAGAGAGAAAAGAAAAAAAAAAAACACUUCCUGUUUGUUAGAAACACUCUGAGUUUUCAUGCUUCUUCAGCCCAGUCCACCGUCACCAACAUCGUCCCAGCGUCCCUGGACUUCAGUUCACAUCCUUUCACCGUGUGACUCCGCUUUUUUUUUUUUUUUUCACUACGUCCGGACUGAGACACUGAGGCGGCGCUCCGUCCGUCGUGUCCCGGCGGUUCGACGGCGUCCCGCGGCCGAGGCCUGACCGCGCCGCUCCGUGUGAGACCGAAGGACGACGGGCUCCAGCCGUCUGUCCCCGUGGCAGGUGAAGGACCUCAGCUUUAGAACCAUCCUGCCGAGCAUCACUGACUGGUCAGGUCGUCUGUGAUGUCAUUUGUCUGGAGCUCCGCCUCCUCUCACGUUCCAACACUCUGGACUCUGACUCUCUCUCUCUCUCUCUCUGGAUGUUCCAGCAGGUACACAGUGACGCUCACGACGUCACCCUCUCCCCC